Messenger RNA from Chionomys nivalis (European snow vole), 7127 nucleotides. It is a transcript of the gene Phka1, whose product is annotated as phosphorylase kinase regulatory subunit alpha 1. Gene Ontology annotation, biological process: glycogen metabolic process. Lineage: Eukaryota; Metazoa; Chordata; Mammalia; Rodentia; Cricetidae. Gene Ontology annotation, molecular function: calmodulin binding. The record is from RefSeq and is a predicted model, not a curated record. Gene Ontology annotation, cellular component: phosphorylase kinase complex. The transcript is spliced from 34 exons. The coding region runs from base 277 to 4041 and encodes 1254 amino acids.
GGCUCCGGGCUGGUGAGGUCUCCCACAGUCCAACGGAGGAUGCCGGUUCGGCUCCCUGGGGUCAUGGGAGACUGAGUGGAGACCGGGGACGUUGCGAGUUGAAGCCUAGACCACGGGAAGCAGAGCCGCCACCUAAAGUGGACUCCGAGGCCGCUGGAGCGGGGCGACGCGCGGGAACCAUCGGCCAAGCGAUUGAGCGUGCCCUCCGAAGGUUUCCGCAGGCCCGGUGUCCAAGCUUCCCCUGAGUGUGGACUGGGGAAUUAGGGACUUGGCGCGAUGAGGAGUCGGAGUAACUCAGGGGUCCGCCUGGACGGCUAUGCUCGGCUGGUGCAUCAGACCAUCCUGUGCCAUCAGAAUCCAGUGACAGGAUUGCUUCCAGCCAGCUAUGAUCAGAAAGAUGCCUGGGUCAGAGAUAAUGUGUAUAGCAUCCUGGCUGUGUGGGGUUUGGGCCUGGCAUAUCGGAAAAAUGCAGACCGUGAUGAGGACAAGGCGAAGGCCUAUGAGCUGGAGCAGAGUGUAGUGAAGUUAAUGAGGGGACUGCUGCACUGCAUGAUCAGACAGGUGGAUAAAGUAGAGUCCUUCAAGUAUAGUCAGAGUACUAAGGAUAGCCUCCAUGCCAAGUACAACACCAAAACUUGUGCCACUGUAGUGGGUGAUGACCAGUGGGGACACCUGCAGUUGGAUGCUACUUCCGUGUACCUGCUCUUUCUAGCACAAAUGACUGCCUCAGGAUUGCAUAUCAUCCACAGCCUAGAUGAAGUCAAUUUUAUACAGAACCUUGUGUUUUACAUUGAAGCUGCAUAUAAAACCGCUGACUUUGGGAUAUGGGAACGUGGAGACAAGACCAACCAAGGCAUCUCAGAAUUGAAUGCAAGUUCAGUUGGAAUGGCCAAGGCAGCCCUGGAAGCACUAGAUGAAUUAGACUUGUUUGGUGUGAAAGGUGGGCCACAAUCAGUUAUCCAUGUCCUGGCUGAUGAAGUACAACACUGCCAGUCGAUCCUAAAUUCACUGCUGCCCCGGGCUUCAACAUCCAAAGAAGUUGAUGCCAGUCUGCUGUCAGUGAUCUCUUUCCCAGCCUUUGCUGUAGAGGACAGCCAUUUGGUAGAGCUCACCAAACAGGAGAUCAUCACCAAGCUUCAGGGUCGUUAUGGUUGCUGUCGUUUUCUACGAGAUGGAUAUAAAACUCCUAAAGAGGAUCCAAAUCGUCUAUACUAUGAACCAGCUGAGCUGAAGUUAUUUGAAAACAUUGAGUGCGAAUGGCCAUUGUUCUGGACAUACUUUAUCCUUGAUGGGGUCUUCAGUGGGAACGCAGAACAGGUCCAAGAAUAUAGAGAGGCUCUUGAUGCAGUUCUCAUCAAGGGCAAAAAUGGAGUCCCACUUCUUCCAGAGCUGUACAGUGUUCCCCCUGACAAGGUUGAUGAAGAAUAUCAAAAUCCUCACACUGUGGAUCGAGUCCCCAUGGGAAAAUUGCCUCACAUGUGGGGUCAGUCUCUAUACAUUUUAGGAAGCUUGAUGGCAGAGGGAUUUUUAGCUCCUGGAGAAAUUGAUCCCCUGAAUCGUAGGUUUUCUACUGUGCCAAAGCCAGAUGUGGUGGUUCAAGUGUCUAUUCUAGCUGAAACAGAAGAAAUCAAGGCCAUUUUAAAGGACAAAGGAAUUGAUGUGGAGACCAUUGCCGAGGUGUACCCUAUCAGAGUACAACCUGCUCGUAUUCUCAGCCACAUUUAUUCCAGUCUAGGAUGCAACAGUAGAAUGAAACUCAGUGGACGACCCUACAGGUUCAUGGGUGUGCUUGGAACAUCAAAACUCUAUGAUAUUCGCAAAACAGUCUUCACUUUCACUCCACAGUUUAUAGACCAGCAACAGUUCUACCUGGCUCUGGACAACCAGAUGAUAGUAGAAAUGCUUAGAACAGAUCUGUCCUACCUCUGUAGCCGCUGGAGAAUGACAGGCCAGCCCACCAUCACUUUCCCCAUCUCACACAGCAUGCUUGAGGAAGAUGGAACCAGCUUGAAUUCAAGUAUUCUGGCAGCACUCCGAAAAAUGCAGGAUGGCUAUUUUGGUGGGGCAAGGAUCCAGACAGGUAAAUUGUCAGAGUUUUUGACAACAUCUUGCUGCACACACUUAAGCUUCAUGGACCCUGGACCUGAGGGUAAGCUGUACAAUGAAGAUUAUGAUGAAGACUAUGAUGAGCUGGAAUCUGGCAACUGGAUGAUGGAUAGCUAUGAUUCAACAAGUAAUGCUCGCUGUGGUGAUGAAGUUGCUCGUUACUUAGACCACCUUUUGGCACACACUGUUCCCCAUCCUAAACAAGCUCCUACCUCACAGAAGGGAGGGCUAGAUCGGUUCCGAGCUGCUGUGCAAACAACUUGCGACUUAAUGUCCUUGGUGAGCAAGGCCAAGGAGCUGCAUGUACAGAAUGUUCACAUGUACCUUCCUACAAAGUUAUUUCAGCCUUCUCGCCCUUCAUUCAAUUUACUUGACUCACCUCAGUCUCCACAAGAUAACCAGGUUCCUUCUGUUCGUGUAGAGGUACAUCUUCCUAGAGACAAAUCUGGGGAAGUGGACUUCCAGUCGCUGGUUUCACAGUUGAAGGAGACUUCAAGCUUACAAGAGCAAGCCGAUAUACUCUAUAUGCUGUACUCAAUGAAAGGACCUGACUGGGACACUGAAUUGUAUGAAGAAGGAGGUGCUACUGUCAGGGAGCUUCUUAGCGAACUAUAUGGCAAAGUUGGUGAAAUUCGGCACUGGGGUCUGAUCCGAUACAUCUCUGGGAUCUUAAGGAAGAAGGUGGAGGCACUUGAUGAGGCCUGCACAGACCUUCUCUCAUACCAGAAACACCUGACGGUAGGACUUCCUCCAGAACCUCGCGAGAAGACCAUCUCUGCACCUCUACCAUAUGAGGCACUCACUAAACUAAUAGACGAAGCCAGUGAAGGAGACAUGAGCAUUUCAAUCCUUACACAGGAAAUAAUGGUAUAUCUUGCCAUGUACAUGAGAACUCAGCCUGGCCUCUUUGCUGAAAUGUUCCGACUUCGAAUUGGUCUGAUCAUCCAAGUUAUGGCAACAGAACUGGCUCACUCUCUUCGAUGCUCAGCUGAAGAAGCCACAGAGGGCCUGAUGAAUCUGAGUCCUUCUGCCAUGAAGAACCUCCUGCACCACAUCCUCAGUGGCAAAGAGUUUGGAGUGGAACGAAGUGUUCGUCCCAUUGAUUCAAAUGUGAGUCCUGCUAUUUCCAUCCAUGAGAUUGGUGCUGUUGGAGCAACAAAAACAGAACGAACUGGAAUCAUGCAGUUAAAAAGUGAGAUAAAGCAGGUGGAAUUUCGUAGACUAUCUGUCUCUACUGAGAGUCAGGUGGAAUUUCGUAAACUGUCUGUCUCUACUGAGAGUCAGAACAGUGGUGGUCAUCCCUCUGGUGUAGAUUUGAUGUCACCGUCCUUUCUGUCACCUGCAGCCUGUAUUGCUGCAAGCAGUGGAUCCUUUCCUACUGUGUAUGGUCAACAGACAUCUAAAGAUAGUCGUCAAGGUCAAUGGCAACGGCGGAGAAGACUAGAUGGAGCCCUAAAUAGAGUACCAAUCGGAUUUUAUCAAAAAGUAUGGAAAAUUUUGCAAAAAUGUCAUGGACUUUCUGUGGAAGGUUUUGUUCUUCCUUCUUCAACCACAAGGGAGAUGACCCCAGGCGAGAUUAAAUUCUCUGUCCAUGUGGAGUCUGUCCUGAAUCGUGUACCUCAACCAGAGUACCGCCAGCUUCUGGUUGAAGCCAUCCUUGUCCUUACCAUGCUGGCAGAUAUUGAAAUUCAUAGCAUUGGAAGCAUCAUUGCUGUGGAAAAAAUAGUACACAUUGCCAAUGACUUGUUCCUUCAAGAACAGAAAACCCUUGGCGCAGAUGACGUCAUGUUGGCCAAGGAUCCUGCAUCUGGCAUCUGUACUCUUCUGUAUGACAGCGCACCCAGUGGCAGGUUUGGCACAAUGACCUACCUCUCCAAGGCAGCUGCUACCUACGUGCAGGAGUUUCUGCCACACAGCCUCUGUGCCAUGCAGUGAGGGCUGUGGGUUCUGGCUGCUGAAAUCCUCUCAGCAUCUGGUGCCUGUGUUGGUUGAUUGUGCAUGGAACAGAAAUGUUAACACCUGACCACUCCCCAUCCCCCCAGGAAGAGAGAACUUUGCUGAUAAUCUCACUACUUUUGAAGAAAAGAACCCUCACUCCAGUGUAAAGGUUCAACUGGGUCUACAAUCACUAUCCCUGCUUCUUUUAUGGUUCAGAAAUGUCUGCAUGUGUUUUUACUCUGUAGAACUGUUACCAGCUUAGUUUUCUUUCUUUUUUUUUUAAUUAAUUUAUUUAAUUAUUAAAGAUUUCUGCCUCUUCCCCGCCACCACCUCCCAUUCCCUCCCCCUCCCCCAAUCAAGUCUUCCUUCCUCCUCAGCCCAAAGAGCAAGCGGGUUUCUCUGCCCUGUGGGAGGUCCAAGGACCCCCCACCUCCAUCCAGGUCUAUUAAGGUGAGCAUCCAAACUACCUGGGCUCCCACAAAGCCAUUACGUGCAAUAGGAUCAAGAACCCAUUGCCAUUGUUCUUCAGUUCUCAGUAGUCCUCAUUGUCCAUUAUGUUCAGCGAGACCGGUUUUGUCCCAUGCUUUUUCAGACCCCGGCCAGCUGGCCUUGGUGAGUUCCCGAUAGAACAUCCCCAUUGCCUCAGUGUGUGGGUGCACCCCUCGCAGUCCUGAUUUCCUUGCUCGUGCUCACUCUCCUUCUGCUCCUCCUUUGGAUCGUAGAGAAGCUAAAUAAGAAGGUGAACCCAAAGAAAAACAUAUAACCAGCUUAGUUUUCUAACUCCUUUUGAGAAACAGGUAUUAAUAAGUUAUUCUGAAGCCCUUAUUAUUCUUAUUUCUGGGAUUCCUUUCUUUUUUGUGUAUAUGAGUGGUGGGUCUUUCUUUCUUUCUUUUUUUUUUUUUUUUUUUUUUUUGGUUUUUCGAGACAGGGUUUCUCUGUGGUUUUGGAGCCUGUCCUGGAACUAGCUCUUGUAGACCAGGCUGGUCUCGAACUCACAGAGAUCCGCCUGCCUCUGCCUCCUGAGUGCUGGGAUUAAAGGCGUGUGCCACCACCGCCCGGCAUGAGUGGUGGGUCUUAAUUGGGUCAUUAUUUCAAGAGAGUAGACGCUAAAUUGUUGGAUUUUAUACUGCUGUAAUUUUGAAAUGUCUAUUUUAAGUGCCUUAAGAAAAGCCAACACCAGAUCAUGGCUUCCUUCUUCACUCGAAGGCUGAUUCAUUUUGAGUGGUGAAAUAGUUUCUUUGUCGAAUAUUGCCUUUUGAUGUUGACCUUUCUAUAUCUGCCCAUGUUGCCUGCUCUGUGGUGAAAUAUUAAAAAAUGUAAACUCACAUGUAAGUUUAAGGAUCUCUAUGUUAAUACUUGAAGUCACAUUUUAUGAGGACUGAUGCUACCAGGCACAUAUUUGAGGACACAUGGAAUAACCCAGAAAAAAUGGAGCCAGGAGUCCAGUUCCAGAGAGGAAGGGAAACGGGAGGUUAUGUAGGUGGUGCUUUACACACAGGGAGUCAAGAGACCACCAGAGGCAGGUAGGUUAAUCCCUGCUGGAGCAUAGCCCACAUACAACACAGAGAAUAACUGAAGCCUUGAGCAAAGAGAAACCCAGCAGUCCAGUCUGUGGCUGCUCUACUGAGCACCUCUUUCCUGUUCUUUUGUUCUCCACCUCACCUAUUCACACCCCACCACACUCAAAUCACUCCUCAGCUCCCUCCUCUCCCACAUCUGUUCUUCAAUUCUUUCACUUGUGUUUCUUUUCACUUCUCAGUUAUACUACUUAUAUCCUUUAAUCUUGGUAUCUGUGGCCAAAUAUCUAUUGUUAUACAUAUUUCUGUGGGUUUGUAAUGGUUAAAUAAUUCUAAGUAUUUUGAGUGUGUCUGCCCAUCUCUACAUUUAAUGGAUUGAAUAACCAUGUAGAUAACAUUGCAAACCAAGCCUGGUCAUACUCAUUGCUAAUCUGAGAACUUGAGAGGCUGAAGGAGGAUCGUGAGUUCAAAGCCAGCCUGGGCAAGCUUCAGUAUGAGACCCUGUCUCAAAACAUUUUAAAGCAUGUUGUGUGUGAGAGGGAGCUAUGCAGCUGGCCUCAGAUUGACACACAAAGGAUCGCAAAAAUAUACCUUCCAUCCCAUUCUCUGGUCCCAUGUAUAGGUAGCCUGGCUUAGCAGAGGCUUCCCCUGGUUUUCCUUGUUUCUACUCGACUCCUCUUUCCCUCAGAGUUUUAAGGGUUUUCUCCCAGAACAAUAAUGAGUAUGAUGGGGCUAGUGAACUCAAAACAGUCACAGAAUCGGGAACAGUCUUCCAGGCACACUGACCAAGUGCAGUGAGCUAGCAAACGGGUGGUAGAAGCAAAGGCCUCCUUUCCCCUCUCACAGCCAUGGGAACACACAGUGAGUAGCUUUCUGAGUGCAUGGUUUUCUGGUCACUUUUGAGGAGAACAUACAACCCGUUUGUCUUUUCACAGCCUAUAAGUACCCUAGUCACAGGAAGCACACCCAGCACUGCUGGUGGCAACUGCCACUCCUUCCUGGACCUCUUUUCUUGAACUGACUCCAAUGCCUGCCGUUCUCUGGAGUUACUGACUUGUCUGUUGAUGGAAAGCCCAAGCAGUGGCAUUUAAUUUCUAAAGUAACUUUCCAGAAAACAUUACUUGUAUUUUGUUCUUUUUUUUUCCUUUUGUUCUUAUUUUUUCGAGACAGGGUUUUUCUGUGUAGCCCUUCAUGUCCUGGAACUCACUCUGUAGACCAGGCUGGCCUCCAAUUCACAGAGAUCUGCCUGCCUCUGCCUCCUGAGUGCUGGAUUUAAAGGCAUGUGCACCACCCCUACCUGGCUAAGUAUUUUGUUCAUUUUAAGAGUGUUAAUAUGAAGAAAGAAACAUGAUGGAACUUUUUACAAGCACUUUAUGUUUUGAAGUUAGAAUAAAGAAUAAGAAUUUACUGUGUCUGGUGUCACUGCACAAAACCUUAUAUGUUUUUGUGAUUGAAGCUGAUUAAUUACCAUUUCACAUAAUGUUUGGAUAUAUUAUAUACUCAAAGCUCAUUAACUGGGUCAAAUUAGAGGAGCAUUUAUAUACCGUACAUUAUUAUACCGCACAU